Messenger RNA from Alligator sinensis (Chinese alligator), 11498 nucleotides. It is a transcript of the gene FBXL18, whose product is annotated as F-box and leucine rich repeat protein 18. NCBI's taxonomy places the organism in Eukaryota, Metazoa, Chordata, Crocodylia, Alligatoridae. The transcript is spliced from 5 exons. Gene Ontology annotation, cellular component: SCF ubiquitin ligase complex. Gene Ontology annotation, molecular function: protein binding. The record is from RefSeq and is a predicted model, not a curated record. Gene Ontology annotation, biological process: SCF-dependent proteasomal ubiquitin-dependent protein catabolic process. Bases 81 to 2144 code for a protein of 687 amino acids.
UGGGCCCUGAGCCGGCUGGGAGUGCGACCGGCCGGGGACGCGGCUGGUUCAAGCGGCCUCGGAGCGCGGCCGCGGGGGCCAUGUCCCGCCCCAGGGAGGACAUCCUGGGCCAGGAGAGCGGGGAGGACUGCCAUGUCAUCGACCUGAUGGGGUUCUCCGACGAGAUUCUUCUGCAUAUCCUAAGCUAUGUCCCUAGCACAGACCUCGUCCUCAGUGUCAAGAGAGCCUGCAGGAAGCUUGCGACACUUUGCCUUGACAAGAGUCUAACCCACACCGUGGUGCUCCACAAGGACUAUCAGGUGAGCAAAGACAAAGUGAAGCAGCUACUGAAGGAGAUUGGGAAGGAGAUCCUCCAGCUGAACAUGGCUGGUUGUUACUGGCUGCCCAGCUCCACUAUUGACCAUGUGCUACGCUGCAAAAACCUGGUGAAACUGAACUUGUCUGGGUGCCACCUGACCUCCCUCCGCCUCUCUAAGAUGCUCUCUGUCCUUCAGAACCUGCGCUCGCUGGCGAUUGACGUGAACCCUGGUUUUGAUGCCAGUCAGCUGAGCACUGAAUGCAAAGCCACGCUCAGCCGGGUCUUGGAGCUCAAGCAGACCCUGUACACGCCUUCAUAUGGUGUGGUCCCCUGCUGCACCAGCCUUGAGAAGCUGCUGCUCUAUUUCGAGAUCCUGGACCGAUCCCGAGAAGGGUUUAUUCUGUCUGGCCAGCUGAUGGUGGGUGAGAGCAAUGUCCCCCAUUAUCAGAACCUCCGCGUCUUCUAUGCUAGGCUGGCCCCUGGCUAUGUCAAUCAGGAGGUGGUGAGACUGUACCUGGCAGUGUUAAGCGACAGGACUCCGGAGAACCUUCAUGUCUUCCUCAUUUCUGCUCCUGGCAGUUUUGCAGAGACUGGAGCCACCAAAAAUCUCUUGGACUCCAUGGCUCGAAAUGUUUGUCUAGAUGCCUUGCAACUGCCCAAAUCCUGGCUUAAUGGCUUCAGCCUCCUACAGCACGUGAAGUUCAACAACCCUUUCUACUUCAGCUUCAGCCGCUGUACCCUCUCUGGUCUGGUCCAGAAAGUCAUUAAUGGUGGGAAGGACCUCAAAAGCUUGACCAGUCUGAAUCUCAGUGGCUGCAUUCACUGUCUGGCUCCGGACUCCUUUUUCCGCAAAGCAGAAGACGAUAUUGACAGCAGCAUCCUGGAAAGUCUGGUGGUGUCUUGCUGCAAUCUGAGACACCUGAACCUUUCUGCUGCUCACCAUCACAGCUCAGAGAACCUGGGCAAGCAUUUGUGCCAGCUCCUGGCACGACUGAAACACCUGCUGUCUUUGGCACUGCCAGUGUGCUCCAUCACAGAUGGGGCCGCGAAUGCAGACAAACCCCCCAUGCAGUCGGUGACUAAUAUGUUGCCCCAAGGGUUUGGAAAGAAAGCCCGUGUUGGGGUGCAGACUUACUCCAGGAGUGUGGAGCAGGGUCACGCAAAGCCGCAGACCUCGGUGUUUUGGACUCUGCUGGAGAGCCUGCUGCUUUUGGAAAGCUUGGAACUGAUUGGGUCCAACUUCUCCUCUGCCAUGCCCCGGAAUGAGCCGGCCAUUCGGAACUCGCUCCCUGCCUGCAGCCGGGCUCAGCACGUGGGGGAUGCAGAGGUAGCUGCCAUUAGCCAGUUGACCUAUUUGCGAAACCUCACCUUAGCCCAGCUGCCCAACAUCCUCACUGGGUCUGGGCUCAUUAGGAUUGGAGCACAGUGCCAGCAUCUGCGGACGCUCUCCUUGGCCAACUUGGGCAUGAUGGGGAAGGUGGUCUAUCUGCAUGCCUUCAUGGACAUGCUGAAGUACUGCAAGCACUUAAGAGAUCUCAGGCUAGAGCAGCCAUACUUCAGCGCUAAUGCCCAGUUCUUCCAGGCAUUGAGUCAUUGUUCUUCUCUCCAGCGGCUGUGUAUCAUCUCCCGGAAUGGGACUCUGCAGUCUGACGCAGUGAUGUCAUUCAUGGCCAGCUGCCUUGAGGUCAUCAUGUGCCACAUGUUUACGGGGGAAUCGCUUACAGCUUGCAAAAAUCUUCAGCAGUCGAUUGUGCGGAGGAUUAAAUCCAGAGAAGCCUGUGACUGUAUUAGCUACCUAUCAAACUAUGUACAAGACUGCUUAUUCCUGCCUCCUCCUUCGGGAUAGUGGUUGCUGGAAACAUCUGAGUAAAUGAGUCAUCGGAGUCCCUGUGAUGUGUCAAAGAUAUGUUUUUACAGUUUUGUAAAAGCAUCUGGGAUCAAAUUUGGCACUGUGCUGUGGAGAUUUUUUUUGGAGAGAUCGUUGAAUUUCCCCCCGACCCAUUUCUCUCAUUCCCCAGGCCUGUUCAAGGUGUCACUACAGCUCUGGCCAAAUUUUGAGUACUCUUCUGUGCUGUACUUCUCACCCUCUUUACAAAUCUUUCCCUCCUGUUUUUCUCUUCCAUGCCCAUGCCUUUUCCAUGUGCUCUGUACCUCUUAAUAAUUAAAACCCAGCAAACUUCCAGAGACCAGCUGUUUUCUCCUGGAAAAACAUGAAAAAAUGUUUUAUAUUUAGCAACCAUUCUGCCUGUCAUCUUCUUUUCGUCCUUUGCUUUUUAUUAUUAGGGACGUUUGUAUGAAAACAGGAUCUUUGGGGGGGGGGUUUUUAAAAAGGAGAGCAUCUGCUCCUGUUGCUAAUUCCCUACCUGAAGUCAUAAUCCUCUAUGACUUUAUAAUUGGUGGCUCUGGAAAUGAUUUUGAUGUCACAUAAGAUUAUGACUUCAGGAGGAGGAGAAGGAGCAGGAGCAGAUGCUCUCCUAAGCAACAAAGGUCCCGUUCUCAUGCAACUGUCUCUAGCAAUAAAAUACAAUGGGCAAAAUACAGAAAGUGAUGUGUAAGCAGAGCGCCGCGACACCAGUGAACCCUUCACCCACGUGACUGCCUGCGAUCUCAUCCCUGCCCUUUGUGCAUGCUUGCCUCAAAACGGGGUCAGAAAUUGACUUUCUCUUGACUGCAUUUUAUCUGUUGCUCUAAGGGCAAAUAGAGAGGCAGUAAAACCCAUGAAAAAGGAAGGCUCUCCUGCUAGCUGGCUCCUGGCUGAACCUUAGAUGAGAGCUUGUUUGUGCAGUGCAGCUUUCUGAGACAUGCUUGUCACGUACCCUCAAUCUAACGUCCUGAUAUUGCAAGAAAUGCUUGGGCAGCAAAUAUGCAAGGUAGAACACCCAUGUUCCAGAGAAACACUAAUUUUGUCUUGGAAUGAUUUACCGCAUGCAUGCAAAAGAAGCUGAUGUGAUGGCUAGAGUGUGUGGGGAUGCAGUGGGGGUGUCCAAGCUGAGCAUCUUUGUUUGCUUCCCUCCCUCUGGGGCCCUAAGUCUCUAUUAGCCACUUCUUGUCUUGGCUAUGGAGAUUACUUUGCUCAUGUUGAAGGAGCCAGGCCAGGGUUGUUUGCAUGUGGGAGGCAACCUCUCUAGAAAGCUUUAUUUUUUCUCAUUUUUUAAAGAUUUGGAGUGAAGAGCUGCUAUGGCUCAGUAUUGAACUUGGAGAGGGGCUCUUGCUGCAGCCUGUGGAGUUUGGAGUGUAUGAAAACAUGAUCUAGUGCAGUGAUUUUCCCCCCCCCCAAGGCAUUGAUCCGCAGAAGUAGCAGGCACCCAAAAUCUGGGGAGGGCAACCUGGCAUCCUUUAGUGCCACUUUUCUGAUUUUGGCUGCUGAAUUUGUGAGCUUCCUUUAACACCUUUCCUGAUAUGACUUUGCUAUGCAACUUCUCUGUCCUGGGGUUGUUGGUUGACUAUCAGUGGAGGCAGAAGAGGAGGAUUAUUGUCUAUGAGAUGCUAAAAUGUGUUCCAUGCUGUGAAGCUGGAGAAUUCCCUCUCUGGCAGAGAGAGCCCAGGGAGGGGAGGCCAGAGACUGGGCUGAAGGCCUCAGUUAAGUGCUUGAACGUUCUUCCUCUUCAGCUAUAAAAUGGGGAUACUCUUAACAUAGCUCCCUAGCUGACUGGUUAGAGGGGAGCCCAGACCAGUAUUGGCUGUGGAAAGAGACAUCAUUUUAUCUGCUAGUCACUUCACUGCUGGAGGCUGGGCCCCAGGUAGCCCAACUUUGUCUGGCAUGAACUCUGUGGUGAACUUCCUGAGGCUGCAGGCAGGGGAAUUUGCAGCAGCUCCUUCAAACUUUUGCAAGCAUCAGCUUUCAGGGAAGUUGCUUUCACAUUUAAACUGGUAAAUCCCUCUGGUGCAGUCUGCAUUAGCUGCAGUGGCAAGGCAUAGGCAUGGCAGGACUGCUCUGCAACCCUCAUCAGCAAGUAGCAUGGUCAUAAGACCAUCCUGUGAGUUGCAGAGGAGCCGUGGGCAAAUGCAGGUGUGUGUUUUGGGGAGGGUGGGGGGUAGCAGUUUCCAGCACACAGUGCGCUCCCAGGAAGGGAAGGGUCAUCUGCUGUUUACAGCACUAGUUUGGGAUGUGGGGACCCAGGUUGGACUCUCAGCUCUGCCACAGAUGUUCUUUCUAUGCCCCCAUCUGUUUAAAGAUGAUACUUCUCAACCCCCUGGAGGGUCCCCAGGCAGGCUGACCACGGGAAAUGGAGGUGAGGUGCUCUGAUUCUGCGAUCAUGGGGGAUUUGUGGGGGAGCAGCAUUGUAAGCACCUAAGAAACAAGUGAGGCUGACGAGAAACCUACAUUUUCCUUUAUUGACUUGCAUGUUAAUAAGACCGUAAAUACACUACCGAAAUAUUUCACUCCAGAUGGGUGUUUAAAUUGACUUAAAUAGAUGUUCCUUCACAAACUGCUCCAUGUGUUAAUUCUAGAAACAUACUGUCAAUAUUGCUGGUGAGUGGAGAGCAAACUCUGCUUUUAGAUCCAAGCAAAACCAAUUCUUUUAUGGAACAAAUAUAUUUUCCUCAGGAGGUGAAACCUAAAUCCUUCUCUGCUGGAUUUGUUUCAGUGACUCUUUCUGGAAAUUUUUUAAAUAGUUGUCCAUGGCUGAUUUGUCAAAUACCAGCACUGCCAGACAAUCUUAUCCUGUUAAGGGAUUGCUUGCUUCAAGCUUUUUUUUAUUUUAUUUUUGGAAAGGAACUGGCAGGUUUCUUAUAAAUGUCCGCUAGAUGGCACCGUGGUCCAGAGUAGAUGCAAUUCCCUGUCCCUGCUGGUUGCCUGUUAAAUAUUCAGAUUGUCUAUGUGCCUUGUUCCUUCCAUCGCCAGAAAGCUUGUAUAAUACUCCUGUAUGGCACUGUUAGUUGGUAUGAUACUUCACAGACGCCUAGGAGAAGCUCCUUACCAUAUAGAGCUUGCACAGAUUUCAGGAAGGAUUGUGUUAUGACAUGUUUGGCAAGUAUCUUAUUAAUCUUAAGGGUUUUUUCUUUCUUUCUCUUUUUAAAGUUUAUUCCUUUGUAACUAGCAGUGGUCUAAAAGCUUAAGUAUUUACACAGUGCCUAUUGCAGCAGUGAUUUCAGGCACACAACAGUGGAAACCUAUGGAAAGUCCCUGAAAAGUCACCGUAGAAACAGGUCAAAAAAGUAAACCAGCCGUAACAAAUCUCCGUCAGUGAGCAAUCGCCAGGGAUUCUUAUUGUGUAAAGGAAAAAAUGUCAAGGAAUGCAGUUCAGUUGUGAUGGAUAGAAACAUGAUCAAAAUCGAGACGCAGGGCUGGAACGCCGGCAGCAGCCGCAGUGUGGUGAGGAGGUACUUGAUGGAGGGUGGUGAUUGUGCUGUGUGGCACUUAUCUGUGUCUCUAGGAUAUGCUUGUUGCAGUUCCCUGAUGCUUGCUACUUGUAUUGAAAGCUGCUGGGUAGCAGUAGUGCUAUACAGAAGCAUUCUCAACAAUAGCCCUAGGGUGGUCCAGGGGCUGUAAUGCAGGGGUGGGGGCCAGGUGCACCUGGCUUUCAGUCCUGGCUUUACUACUAACUUGCCGUGUGACCUUGGACAAGUCCACCUCUUCCCGACCUGUAUUAUCUGCAGGGGGAGGCCGUGGAGAUUGUGUGCAGCACUUCACGUGCUUACAGCUUUAGUUAGCAUCAGCCAGUGCUGCCAUUUGACUGCUCCCAACACCACACUCUUCCUUGUCUGCAAAUCCAAGAGCUGGAGGUUGGGGGAAGAGACGCACCGUCUUGUCUUAUCCGCUCCUAUCCCUGUUGGGGCAGGGUGGUGUUGGCGUGCUGCCUGUUUGGAACGACUCCUGUCAUAGCUUUCCAACCGGCUCCCAUGAAUGUGUUUCAGUUUAAUUAGGAUUAAUUUAAUCCUAAUUUUUUUUAUUUUUCUUUGUGGUGGCAACUACCCCUAAAUGAUUAUCCAAUUCCCCCUCCCCCAACUCUGCCCUUAGCUGUCACUUAGUCUAGCUAUAGCCGUGUAGUUGUUGCUCUGCUCGGAAGCUGGCCCUCCGCCUCGUUAACCAUUAGAGUCGCCCUUCUCUGAAAGUGCCUCCAGUUUGUCAACAGCUUCGUAGUGUGCAGAUGGGGCCUGCUGGAUCCUUCUUCCUUAAUUCAAAGUCUGGCCUGAGUUCUGAGUGAUUUCUUGUGGCUGUUACCUCUGGCUUGGAGGUCUGGAGCCGGCAGGGAUGGGAGGUGAUUUGGAGGGCUGUAAGCUAGUACAAAAUCCUCUUUGAAUUCUUUCGAAUCCUCCCCUCCCCCUUCCGCACGGCCCACCUGGCUGUCACAAUUGCACUGACAUUGCAAAAAGCUGGUAUUAUCACUUGCAGCUUAUUGCCUCCCCCCCACCUCCUCUCCUUCCUUCUGACCUUGAAAAACUACCUCCUUGUAGAUUGCCUUUCUCUGCAAACCCAGUGUUGGCACGUUAGCUACCAAUCCCACUUCACUAGCCUAAGCAUGUUGUGGACUCGGCCCCUGCCUCCAAUUACAGAGGGCUUAAUGUAUCGUUAGCCUGGUGUAGUGAAUCAUCAGAGUCUGGUUCCAGCUUUCGUUGUCUGUCUCAUUUCCUGCUCUUAGAAACCCUUGAAUCAGCCUGUCCCAGGCUGAAUAACAAAGUGCAUCCUUGUGAGCUUACCCAAGGUCUCGUUGAAGUGUUUGGUGAAAUCCAACUGUGUUUUGGGAGCGGUGAGAGAACCUUCAUUAGUCCCACCUGCCUUGGUCACAAGUGAGAUGAGGAUCCGAUCCAUCUGGUGUGUAGGUACAUUCCUGAUGGACUUUCACUGUUUUCUUUUGGGGACGUUUCCUCGAUCCCCUUCUCGGUCGCAUUCCAGAGACUUGCCCAAACCCAUCCUCCUCGCCACUUGAACGUGUGCCGUGGUAGGAACUCGGUGGGGAGUCCUUCCUGGAGGAUAGCCUCAUUUGGAUGCAUUCCUCACAAAUGUGGAUCUAUCUCCGUCUCUUGCGCAGCAUGAUCUCCUCGUUCCCAGCUGCCAAGUCCUGCUGGAAUCUCUGCCCUGGUUUCUUUUUGUGUAAAUGGGUGUGGGCGCGAAGGAGACUGAGCUGAGGCAUUAACCAUGGCUUUAAUGUGUUUCCAAAAUAAAAAAAAUAAACGUAAUUAAACAAUUAUUGCAGUAACUUUUCCACUUGUUGGGGGCGGUUAGGAAAUGGCUCUUUCCAGUGUGUUUUGGCUUGUUCUGGCAGAGCACUUCUCCAAGACCUAUGGGCUGGGUGCUUUGGCAUCGUUCCUGCUGUUUCUCCCUCUUCAUCUCCCGCUGGCCAUGUGCACUUGGCUGUUCUGUAUGCAGCGUGGCGGGCACAGUGGCUCACACUUCAGAGCCUCAAAGCACUCUUCAUCUAGGCCUUAUAGCACCCACGUGGAGUAACAAAGAAUCGGCCAAACUGAGCAAUGUCACUUGCCUGCAUUCAGGGGAUGAGGAUAACGCAUCCCAUGCCCUGUGUUGUCGAGACACCAGACCAUCCUUGCCUUCCUAGGAAAAGUAUUAGCACUUCCAGAGUCUUGUCCACGCUUCUCAGUCUCAGGCUGGAGGUUUUAAAGGGAAUUUAAAAUGAUGAAAGCAACAGGGGUCCCUAGGAUGUCAUCAUGGGUAUGAAAAGACCCUGCUAGAAAAGCACCACAGCUGAGAGGUACCCUGAAAAUGGAGGCUUGUUUCGUUGAGGAAGCUCGGUUGCUUUUCUUCUUAAGCCUUUGACUGCAAUUUGUGCUCUGGGGUGAGAAGCUGCAGUCUGCUGAUUGCUCAUGUCCCACAGGGGUCCAGAGCAAGAGCAGCAGUGGGGACCUGGUCUGCUUUUAUAUAGUGUCUUCAGUGCAGCUUCAUAACCCCUCCUCAAGGAGAUGUCAGCAGAGCACUCGGUCUCCCGGAAGAAGGCACCUCGGGAAUAACCUUCGUUGGUAUUUCUCUGGUUCCCAUGGGCUCUGUACAAGUUGUCACCUUGUGUCUUUUGGAGAAUGUUGGAAGAGGGAAGCAUGCUUGCAAUUCGUAGCACCCAUGCACUACGCUGGAAGUGACCUUCUUGAAUGUGUUUGACCAUGUUGGAAAGAAGAAAGACGUGCAUCUACGUCGUGUCAAAAGCUGACACGUCUGCCGUUCCAGCUCAUCACCCUUGGUUGCUCCACUCUGAUCUGUGGCUGCAGAUCCUGCAUGCCCCAGUGCUCCAGGUGCUCUUUGUAGCUUCUGCCACGCCACAUUUCAGCAACGUGAACAUCCUAAGCCAGGGCUUGUAUGUUGGCAUCCGCCUUCAACCACGUUUAAAUCCAAGACGCAAGCAUCUCUUCCAAUGAAAACAGAACGCCCAGUGGGUUGGGUUGAGACUGAACAGUGCACAAAACUGAAAUAAUUUUAUAUAGGGCAGAAUUACAGCUAUGCUGAGUUCCCCUUUCUUGGUUAGUUAGUGUUCAUUCUAGACAAGAGCUCCAGGGGCAAUGUGAAUGUGGAAGAGUCCACGCUGUGCAGUUUGUCCACGAAGGUGUGGAGAAGGAAAGUCUGUGCCAUGGGAAUGGGAUUCAUUCUUAAUGGAGUCAGCACCUGCUCCCAAAUGGAGGCACUUCUGGCUCUCUGCUACAGCUAACUCCUUCCUCUGCACGGAGGGGUCCAAAACUCUUUGAUGGUGCAGCCCUGGAACUAGAUAUGGCCUUCUCUCUCCUUUUGCCCUCAACCCGGGCCCUGAAUUUGUGGGUCUAUUCCCAGCGAGGGUGCUAGUCCUGGUGACACACCUCUCCCAUCCUCUAUAAAUUUACCAUCUUUAGAUGACCGUCCCAGCUUACAUAAAGUGGGACGGUUACAUCACGUGAAAGUUCCUCCUGAGAUCUCCGGAAGAAGAAAACUCAUUUCACUUCAGGGUGUCACCCUGCCCUUUCAAAGCACUUUCUUAGAACCAAGAGAGAAGGAGGUAGUGUGUUAGGGCUGUUUUCCUAAUUACUGUCUCGGGGGGAGCUAUUGUAAUGUGAAUAAAUGAAUUGGAUUAUUGUUAACUUGCUGGUGAAUACCAUCUAAACUGGACCUGGUCUCUGUUUCCCUUUUGCCAGCUUCAGCCUGUUGAGUUCUAAGGGGCUCAUCUGGUCCCGUCUUCUCAAGUACAUCUUGAGAACGCACACGUGUGUAUUUGUCUAAAGUAAUGAAUUCCAGGUAGUGACUCUCUUGUCCUACAAAAAUCAAGGCAGUCUGAUUGAAAUACAGAUGUGCUCUCAACUUUUCCUGCCUUUGGCUUUCUCCAUGACCUACACAUUGGAUCCUGAUGUCCCAAUUGGAAGCAACUGAGAUCAGUGGGUAGGUUGUUUACUAAGCUGUUGCCUUGAAAAUGCUCUUGCUGUGCCCAGUCCACAUCCAUUCUGUUGUGGGGCAGGCGGCAAAGUCCGAUUCCUCUUCUUUUGUCUCCUGCAGGGUGGUAGGUCUAGUCGUAGCAUCAUGUCAUACCUCUGCUGAUGCCAAAAUGAACCUUAAGUGCAUUCCCCAUCAGUUAGCUCAAUGGAUGACUGUGGCCAGCUACUGAAGCCAGCAUAAAUAUACGAGCUCAUCUGGAAAUGCAGCCUCUUCAGAAACCUGCUUGUAAAAUGAACCAUUGGACUUCUGUUGGCUUGAGGUUACACAUAUUAGACCAGUGGCUACUACAAAAAAUAUCCACCUUUUGUUAUCCCAGCAAUCACCCCUGAGUGAAAGAUGCAUACUGCAACAUAGUCAGCUGCAUGGAAAACUUGCUGUUGAUUAAACAUGUGGAGAUCCUUGUAGGAAACAUGUGAAUGUGUCUUUGGCUUGUGUCCCUUGGAAUAAGACGGGGAUUCAUGUCUAGAACUGCAACUCUUUUGGGCUCUGCCGAUCCACAUCCUCCCCCCCAUCUAUCCUGCAGGCUUUCAUUAUACCCUUCCAGAGGUAGAGCUAGUUUUGAAGUCCAUCCAGGUGUGGACUAAGUAAAGAGGCUUCGAGAUUAUGGUAGCUAUUCUGCAACUCAUUAACUCAAUCCCUUCCCCAGCUUUCCAUCUCCACCCUGUGCCUGGGGUCUUUUCUUGUUACUGCACUAAGUGCUUCUCACUUAAUCUGGCUCACCUGGACAGGUGGAGCAAGAGUGGAAUUGCCUUCCGGCAGAGGACUCUUGCAGUUCUCGGAUAUAGUCUGCAGAGGAGCCUGUUUGGGGGACUGCUAAUCCCAGUUCAGUGUUAUGACAGCUGCUUGUUCAACACAGUUUUGAAAUGGGCACUGGAGGAGAGGGGGUGUGUGAAAGAGAGAACCAUGUGCAUUUCAUUGCCUGAUAAUUCCUCCCAUGCUCGUAAACUUGCUACGAUAGGUCUCUUGCAAGGCUCACAGUACCAUACCGUUUUGGAAAAAAGGUUGCAAAAAGCCGAGAUUAAUUCUGGCCAUCUUUGUGGCUGCUCCCGUUCAGACCUCUUCCAAAAUGUCUCCAUCACUUCCCUGACAGUUGGAAUUUAUAAGCAGCGUGUUUGUUUUUUUUUCCCCAAGUUGUCUUAGUAGCACAUUUAUUGCGAAAACCCAUUUAGAUUCUGUUUUUAUUGCCACAUGGAGAGGCUGCUUAUGACUAACAACCUUGCUUGUGGUUAUGCUAGCACCCAGACCUCAGUGGGGAUUUGCUGUGCUGGGUGUUGCACUUGCCUAGGAAUAGGCAGAUGUUUUUUCUUACUUUGGGCAGUUUAUAGCAGAAGGCCGAAAUUUUACCAAGUUCAUGGGCAGAUUCUCCCCUGCCCCCAAGUGCCAUUUGUCUACUUGCAUGGCUUUCUCUGUAGGAGUGAAGGCUUGGAGGAGACAUCUAUAUUGCGGGGAGAGUGGCAGGAGAAAAUAUCAGGUUGUACUCACCUACUGUAUUGUAUUUUCAGUUAUUUAUCUAACUUUCACUGUUCAUUUGACCAGGAUGCUUCUCCAUUUAGCUGCUAUCUAUUGGCUCAGGUCUUCUUGGCAUCACUGCAGAAGGAGGUUCUGAGAGAAGUGCUUUACAUAACUCUUUGGGGAAGAGGGGGACACAGUGCAGAGGCUGUGAACUAGCGGCUUGGAAGUAGCAGAGGCAACCUAGACACAGCAGCCUGGAGGUACCUGCUUCUCAAAGUAGCUUGUUAGUAGUGGUAGAGGCCCCCAAGGCAGCUGUAAAUGAGGUAGUACUGGAAGCAGUGCCUAAAUAACCAAGCUCCUGUUUAUGGGAGGGGCUCACUAGAUCUAUCUUAGAGCCACAAA